Macaca mulatta (Rhesus monkey) is the source of this 847-nucleotide messenger RNA. The record is from RefSeq and is a predicted model, not a curated record. Lineage: Eukaryota; Metazoa; Chordata; Mammalia; Primates; Cercopithecidae.
AUGGGCUUUUCUUGUUUCCCCUUCAAACCUGCUCCCCUCCAUCCCAUUCGUUUUUCUGUGCUUAGACUGAACUGUGUCAACAAACAAAAUGCAUUACAUAAAAACACCUGUCUUUCCAUACUAGCUCAGGAGUGCUCUCCUGGGGGACAUCAGUUUCUUCAGAGUCCUUAUAGAAGUGUCCAUUUUGACUCGUGGCACCUCCAGCAGUCAGCUGUUCAAGACCUAAUAUGUGACCAUUCCCUCUCCCCCGGAUGGUAUAGAUUUCUCAUCUUUGACAGACCUGCUGAGAUGCCAACCAAAUGUGUUGAGAUGAACCACUGUGGAACUCAGGCCCCCAUCUGGCUGUCUCUGAGAGAUUCAGAAACACUGCCAUCUCCUGGGGAGAUCAAGCAAUUGACAGCUUGUGCAACAUGGCAGUUUUUGUUUAGCACUACAAAAGACUGCUGUCUCUUUCAAAUCCCAGUGUCUGUAAGAAACUGUGGGAACUUUUUUGUAUACUUACUACAGCCAACUCAGGGAUGUAUGGGCUAUUGUGCAGAAGGUAAGAAAACAUCAGUAAUUCACAUGACUGUUACUCAUGAACCCUGCCAUUUGUACCAUUCUCUGGAUAGGUUGCACGGAGUCAGUGCAAAUCUCAGUAAGACUCGUUCUAUCAUUAUUGUUAGAUUGAAGCUAAAUUUCUGUUUACGUUGGUCAGAUUUCUUUAGGAUUCUUUGCCAAGAUUGCAAAGUACCCCCAAACAUUUGAUGUGAAAGCAUCAAAGCAGACAUCUCACAUUUUUUCCCCUGGACAUAAUGAUCGAGUGUGUUAAAAAUUCUUUGGUUUCCUCAAGUCCAUUCCUCUUUUA